Molecule: messenger RNA, 1706 nt
Organism: Peromyscus maniculatus bairdii (prairie deer mouse)
Lineage: Eukaryota; Metazoa; Chordata; Mammalia; Rodentia; Cricetidae
Product: NADPH-dependent 3-keto-steroid reductase HSD3B3-like
Biological process (GO): steroid biosynthetic process
Molecular function (GO): oxidoreductase activity, acting on the CH-OH group of donors, NAD or NADP as acceptor
Source: RefSeq, a predicted model, not a curated record
GUGAGGAAAGCAUUAGGAUAUAUGGCCUUGUUGGAGGAGGUGUCUCUGAGGUGGACUUUGAACAGCUGCUGCUCCUAGUGGGCACUCUGCUUCGUGCUUCCGGAUCAAGAAGGGAGCUGUCUGCUGUGCCUGCUGCCGUCCUGAUCUCCAACCCCAGGAAACAAAACGGUGACAUUACACCACACCUGUGGUCACUGAGAUCUGUGUCCUGUGUUGACCAUGCCGGGGUGGAGCUGCCUGGUGACGGGAGCAGGAGGGUUUCUGGGCCAGAGGAUCAUCCGCAUGUUGGCUCAGGAGAAAGAGCUGAAGGAGGUCAGGGCUUUGUUCAGGUCCUUCACUCCAAAACACAAGGAGGAAUUAUCCAAGCUGCAGACAAAAGCCAAGGUGACAGUGCUGAAGGGAGACAUUCUGGAUGCCCAGUGCCUGAGGAGAGCCUGCCAGGGCGUCUCUGUUGUCAUCCACACCGCUGCCUCCCUUGACAUCUUGGGUGCCAUUCCCAGACAGACUGUCCUGGAUAUCAACCUGAAAGGUACUCAGCUCCUGUUGGAUGCUUGUGUGGAGGCCAGUGUCCCAGUCUUCAUCUACAGCAGCUCAGUGUCUGUGGCUGGACCAAACUCCUACAAGGACAUCAUCCAGAAUGGCUGCGAAGAAGAUAAUCAUGAAAGCACAUCAUCUCAUCCUUACCCAUACAGCAAAAAGAUGGCUGAGAAGGCAGUGCUGGCAGCCAAUGGGUGCACCCUGAAAGAUGGUGGCACUUUGCAUACUUGUGCCUUAAGACUCCCAUUCAUCUAUGGGGAAGGGAGUCAACAUAUUUCAUACACAGUGAAUAGAGCACUCAAGAAUAAUGGCACACUUGACAAUUUUGCCAAAUUCUCUGUGGUCAACCCAGUGUUUGUGAGUAAUGCAGCCUGGGCACACGUUCUGGCAGCCAGUGGCCUACGAGACCCCAAGAAGUCACCAAGCAUCCAAGGUCAGUGCUACUACAUCUCAGAUGACACCCCUCACCAAAGCUAUGAUGAUUUAUAUUAUGCCCUGAGCAAGGACUGGGGGUUCCACCUUGAUCCCAGUUGGAGCCUUCCUCUGCCCAUGCUCUACUGGCUUGCCUUCCUGUUGGAAACUGUGAGCUUCCUGCUGCAUCCAAUCUACAAUUACCAGCCUCCUUUUAAUCGCUAUAUGGUCACACUGUCAAAUAGUGUGUUCACCUUCUCCUACAAGAAAGCUCAGCGAGAUCUGGGCUAUGAGCCACCUGUCAGCUGGGAGGAAGCCAGACAGAAAACUUCACAGUGGAUCGGGUCACUAGUGGAGCAGCACAAGGAGACACUGAACACAAAGACUCAGUGAUGUGACUAUGGCAGGGACAUGGCCCUGAAGUUGUCAGGUCCUCCAGAAAGUGUCUAAGACACAACCCAUCUCCUACAGUUCCCUUUGACACACUGGCCAACUUGUCUUCCAGUCACCAAAGCCUUGCCAGGCACUGACCCAAACUUUUGCCCUGAGCACUUGCCCAGAGACACACAGGCUGUGCCUCAACUGCUGUGACCAAAGGCUCAGUUUCUGGUGGUGAACUGAACAGAGCCUCCUGUAACUUAGAAUUUCAUCAGUGUUUCCAUUUCCCCUCUCACAGUUCCAAAGCAUUGCUUGUCUGAGAAAAUUCCCAUUGCUUCAUGAAGCUCAAAGAAAGAACAAUAAAAAGGUUUCAUGACUAA